AUGCACGUCUUUAGUCUGAGAAGAAGCACCUUACAACCGCGACUGUUCCAACAAGCAUGUCGCCUUGCUUCCAGCAACACUAGGCGCAUCAUCGCCAGGAACAAAGCUCUCGCCAGCGCCGGCAAAGGAAUCAUACGCCCUGUCAAGCUACGUCCUAUCGACGGUCAAACAAAGGAUGAAGAGGAGGAUGCGAUUCGCUGGUUCGAACAAGAUGUCGAGACAGGAGCCACUCGCCGCAUGGCAGGCAAUCCAGAAGAGAUGGAAGCAGAAGAGCUGAGACGGAAGAUUGCCGCGCUGGAGAAAGAGCUGAAGGAAUACCGCAAUGAAGACUCAGAUGAAGACAUGCUGGCCGCGCUUGAUCCAGAGGAUCGAGCAAAAGUGGAAAAGGCCUUGAAGGAGCGCGAUCAGCACGAGGCGAACCUCACAUCCGGCCUCACCGUCAGCUUGGACAUGCCUCCUUUGGCCGUGCCACUUCUCAAAAAGUUCAACCAGGCUCUUCGUGACGCGGCAAUCGCUCCCACCAUGAUCACACGUCGCAAGGACCUCUGGAGAUGGUACGGUCGCGCAAAGUACAACAUCCCUGCUCUGUCCAGCAUGAUCCCCAAGAAGGCCUGGCAAUUGCUCUGGGACUUGCAAUCCGCCGACUCUCCGACCAAUCUCGAACGUCUGGACCAUAUGGAGCAACUUCUUCGGGACAUGGCUGAGACACAAAUGGAAAUCAUGCCCGACCAACCUCUUGUUCUGAUCGAUACAUUGCUGGCCCUCCACAAGACCGAAGAGGCCAUCAGAUCCUGGCAGCAGGCUUAUGACUCUCCUGCUCCGCCUUCCGAGGGUCUCCUCAGACUUGGUGUGCGCCUCUUCUCAGAGAACGACCAGCUCGACAAGGCCCAGAAGAUAAUGAUGCAACUCUUCGAUCUCUUCCCCGAACACGACCCUCGUAUUAUCAUGCCCAUCCUCACAGCUGAUCUGCGAGCCGGAAAGGAUGAACUGGCUUUUGGUUGCUACGUUCUCAUGAGCCAAAAGCUCGGCGAGAAGAUGGAUAUGGAGGACUACGAUGUCGUCUCCCUCACCUUCCUUGAGUAUGGCAAGAAGGAUUUUGCACUGGCUGUAUUCCGUGAUAUGAUGUUACGCGGUCCUAACAAGCAAGUUUCAGAAGCCUUCCUUGGCGCUUCAGGACAGAAUGAAGCAUACGAGAAAGUCUAUGAGAGAAUGGAGUGGUUGGUUGAUUCGGCCAAAGAUGCAACAGAGGUAAACGCCCUCUCUCUGAAGACUUUGAGCGCUCUGCCGACAGAGUGGCAGAACAAGUUCUUCUUUGGUAGCUGGCUGAAGAAGUUGAUCGGCAUGCGUCAACUCGAGGCUGCCACAAAAGUCGUUGAGUUGAUGUAUGAGCGUGGCAUCGAGCCUGAUCCAAAGCACAUUAACGGACUGAUUGGUGGCUUCUUCCGUUCUGCGGUACCAAAUCUACAGGAACGAGGUGAACAGAUGGCUUGGAAGAUGAUCCAGCGACGACUGGAACAACAAUAUCUCCAACGCGCCGCGAAGCGUGGUGAGGAUGUAGAGCCUGCCGCUCCUUCGGUCUAUGAUACUGAGAAUGGUGUCACGAUACCUGCUCAUCUUGCCCGCCCAGUACCCAUGGCGACCAUCGAGACCUUCAAUGUCCUGGUCCUCCAUUACACAGUCAAGAGACAAUGGGCUCUGAUUCACCAUCUCGACAGAAUGAGACGUCCGGCGCACUACAAGAUGGACACCGCCUUCUUCAAUCACAUUCUUAACAUGUACGCCCAAACUUACCAUGAAGAAGAGAGACUAUGGCGACGCUUCCUUUCAGAGGCAAAACAUGUCGACUCUGACAUCGAGACCUACACCAUCCUCUGGACCGCCCAACUCGAACACCUCAAUCCCAAAAUCAACAAAGAUCGCAAAGGCUUCCCAACCCCCCGUCAACUCUUCGGCCUGAUGACAAGUUGGCUCUCCAGCCAAGACGGCAAAAGACAAGGCCUCCUCAUCCAAGAAUUCACCCCCGAAAUCUACGCCAAGAUUGUUUCUAGCUUCUGCUUGCAAAAAGAUUUCGCAGGGUGUUUGGUCGCUCUCCACGUAAUCGCUCGCACAUACAAUGAAUUUCCCGAUCCCGAUAUCGCGAGAAUCAUCAUCACCGCAGUGUCCAACAUGCCGGAAAAGGAACCUACUACUUUCCGUGGUCGCAGGGGUCGUCAACAGUUACCCGCCGACCAGUUGCGUCUUAAAAAUACGUCAAAGGUUAUGGCGGCAUUGGCGCAGAAGAGAGCGAAAGCUGCUGCGGACAGGGGUAUCGAUAUUGCAGAGAUGGAAAUAGAGACGCGUCAAGAGGAGAGUUUGAAUUUGGUGAGCGAGUUUAUCAGAUUGGUGUUGGUUAGGGUGCAUGGGGAUGUUGGGGUGGCGGAAGAGAGUAUUAGGACUGCUGCUAUUGCUUUGCAGUCGCCUGAGAUCAAGACUGGAGACAAGACGUGUUCGGAUAUCUAG
This is a messenger RNA of Aureobasidium subglaciale EXF-2481, 2499 nucleotides long. RefSeq lists its product as uncharacterized. The coding region runs from base 1 to 2499 and encodes 832 amino acids. Gene Ontology annotation, molecular function: protein binding. The transcript has a single exon. Lineage: Eukaryota; Fungi; Ascomycota; Dothideomycetes; Dothideales; Saccotheciaceae. The record is from RefSeq and is a predicted model, not a curated record.